CUUACUAAAUACGUAGAUAGGUCAGUGGUGAGCGUAGAUUGUAUAUAGUGCAACGCGAGUGUAGCUUAGAAACUCUCAGACAUGGACAACCGAUGUCUGCACCGGGUUACGUCAGAAAAUCAGGAGCAUCCUGUCUAUUCUGGCGGCUAUCUGGAGAACUCAUACGUCGACAACAGGCACCCGUCUGCGGCUCCUGAACCGACUCAGUGUUUUCCUUCGCUGGGACUACAGCCGGAUCACGCCGCUCCGCCAUGGACUUCUUCACCAGGAUUUGUCGCUCGCAAUUUCUUUGCGCCGUCUACCAGAGAAGAGGCUUUGGGAGUGUAUCGCUUUGACAUUCCAUAUGCAUUUGACCCCUCCGUCCCCCCGCCUUCCUUCGGCUGCCCUCCACCUAGGCACUUGGUGAACAUAGUACCUUCCGCCACGUUAAACGCGUUUAGCAGCCUCCCGCAGCCUAGAGUUGGACCUCCUGCCACCUCCGAUGGUUUCCGGUCAGUGUUAGAUUCCGAUGAGAAUCGGCAGCAGCAAUAUGAAGCUUACCGUGACCGGGUACGGGUCGUGGACCUGAGAAUGAAAACAAAAACCGCCCUUCAGAGGAAGCAGGAUACACAGUGGUUCUGGCGGUUCUGUCAGAGCAGGGUUAAACUUUCUAAUACCACUAAGAUCCAGCAGCAGCAUCGCCUCCCCCGCUGUGACCAUGUCCUGAGAGAGUCUUUGUAUGGAGCAGUUCAGCUAGUUUCAGCGAUUGAAAAAAUGCAUCAUUCUUUGAAAGAUAACGUGGAGAAUGACUGUGUAUGGACAGAGUCACAAUUUACUGUUUUAAAAAUUCAAAGUGAGUUCCAGGAAAUAGUGAAACUGUUCAGUGACAGAGAUUGUUUAAAGAAAUUUAAAGCUAAACUGAGUCGUGUUGCUCAGAGGAGAGCCCGGAGCCUGAGGGCUAGUAACCUGAUGCAGCAGGAGGAGAGAGACCGGUGGGAAGACAUUUCUGAUAAAGAGGCUGCUAUAGACAUAUGGAGGAUGAAGCAGAUAAAUCAAGUACAGGAAAAGAUGAAGGAGCAGGAACUGAAGCUGAAUGCAGACCUUGUCCUCUCUGAGGUGAGGAAAAAACAGGCAGAUGUCAAAAGGAUGCAGGACAUUCUGAGAUCUCUGGAGAAACUGCGCAGGCUAAGGAAAGAGGCAGCAUCCAGGAAAGGUAUCAUCUCAGAGCAAGAAUGUGAUAAGGCAUUCAGCAGUCGGCUGGAGUGGCUGAGGAGUGUGAUGAAAAGACGGACAGUGGUUUACUCGGCAGAGGAAAAAGCUCUGAUGGUGAUGCUGGAAGGAGAGCAGGAGGAGGAGAGGAGGAGAAAGCAGGAGGGACGAGUGAAGGAGGAGAGCGAGACACAGUUAAAGAACAAACAGAGAGUCCAUGCCAUUCUAUUUGGAGAUGAUGAUGUUGAUGCUGUCAUGCAGCCAUUCAGAAAAUACUAUACCCAGGCUCAACGCUCACUGCACGCUUUAAUACAAGUCAGGAGAGAGUGGGAUGUGUUUACGGUUGAAGCGGAUCAUCCUGAUGGAUCUCUGGUUCCUCAGAGCUGGAUCCUCCCAGACCCCCCGUCACACCAGGACUGGGUUUCCACUCUCCACACAUAGUGAGACAGGUCACUGUAUGUACUAUCAAUAAGAGACAGAAUUAAACUCACAGGUGUCAAUCAAAGCUCCCAUCCCUUACCCCUCCUACGGAGGACAUGGAAAUAAGGCAAAUUUAUUUGCAUCACACUGGACUAGCACACUCUAACUGUAUUAAUAAAUACCUAGAAUAAUUCCAUAUACUGUUAGAUAAAGAGAGGCCUUGGUUCUCUUGAAAUAAUGACAAAAUUGAUAAAAUAAGUACCAAGUUUUCAGACCAAAAUUCUGUAUUUCAGACCUAAAAAGUGAUGAUGUGAUAACUGCAGUUAACUCACUGCAGCAUAGUGAGGAGACAAACAGUGUGUUUGUUUUAAUGAUGGCUCUGGACUACCUGAUGAGAUGCAGUAUUAACAAAACCCAAGUGGAGACCAACUAAUAGUGUCAUUCUAUUGUGAUAUUUCUCUCAUACAAAGCUAAAUCCAUUCAUAUAUAUUUUUUAUUUCACGAAUGAACAGGUUAACUUUGGUUGUACCUCCCUAGUUAUUGUUAGUGUAUCUAAACUCAUCUUUACCACCCUAAUACAAUUGUAUUGCAUUGUUUACUAUAGUGGGGUUUUAGCCUCAAUGGUUCCUGUCUUAAAUUUAUCCAGUAAUCUGCCUUUCCUCCCUACAAUUUUUUUUUUUUAGAACCUUGUAACAAGUCUUUAAGUUACUAAUCAACACACCUUGCAGUUUGUCUUAAUUAAGGCGGGGUUCUAUCAUGUUUAAAAUUCCCUUAAGACUCAAUUCUUUUAGCAUAUAAAUUCUGACUGAAAUGGCCAUUUAAAGGUUGUUGUUUUAAUUACCCAGUGCAAUGAGAUGUGUAUAGGUCUAUGCUUCAUUACCUUGCACUAGACAGACAAGUUAUUUUUUCCCUGUGUGUGUGCUUGUAUGAACAUAAGCAAAAUAAAGAUGGUUAAAGACUGA
This is a messenger RNA of Platichthys flesus (European flounder), 2570 nucleotides long. It is a transcript of the gene pdcd7, whose product is annotated as programmed cell death 7. Lineage: Eukaryota; Metazoa; Chordata; Actinopteri; Pleuronectiformes; Pleuronectidae. The record is from RefSeq and is a predicted model, not a curated record. The transcript is spliced from 5 exons. The coding region runs from base 82 to 1629 and encodes 515 amino acids.